AGAAGAAGUUUCAUGUUUCCGCCGGUGACUUCUCGGUGUCGGACGGGUCUGUCAAAACGAUCCCGUCUCUCCAGCACGUAGGCAACUGUCGAAGAGAGACCUCACAUGUACAGCAUAUAUGCUCUGCUGACACUGGCAGUGAUGUUACAGCGUAGCCCUCCUCAGUGAAAAUGGCAGCAGUACCUGCAGUGAGGGCUCUCCUCAGCCUCCAUCGAUCAGUGACAGUGCAGCACAGCUUUGGGCUUAUUAAAGUGCAGUUGAGAUCAACGUGCCUUCCCAGGAGUCUUAGCAGUGCUCCUACAAAAAGCGAUGAGCUGAAGCAGCCUGUGAACCUAGAGAAUGAAUCCCUGCUGCAGAACCUGAAUCUCAUGGGAGUUGAUGUGAAGAUGGCACGUCAGCGUCAGCCUGGGGUGCUUCGUAAAACCAUCACUAACGAGGAAGGCCUCGCUCAGUUUCUGCAGAGCAAAGGUGCCGGCAAGAGUGUAAUCGCCAGCAUUAUAUCCCGUUAUCCCCGUGCCAUCACCCGCUCAGUUGAUCACUUGGAACAGCGCUGGGAGCUGUGGAGGAACAUUUUCAAGACGGAUGCAGAAAUUGUGACCAUACUGGAUCGUUCUCCUGAGUCUUUCUUCCGGUCCAGCGAUAAUGAGAACUUGAAGAAGAACAUAGCUUUUGUGACCUCGUUGGGAUUGACCACCAAAGACCUCCACCGGCUGCUGACCACAGCGCCGCGGACAUUCUCCAACAGUUUAGCACUCAACAGGCAGAUGGUGGAGCUUCUGCAAGAUGUCUGUGCAGAGCUUGGCGGGAAGAAUCCAGAGGAGUUUGCCAAAACUGUCAUAUCCAAAAACCUUUACAUUCUCAUCCGAAGCACAAAGAGAGUCAGGGCAAACAUUGACAACCUGAGAGCAUCUCUUAACCUGAAUGAUUCAGAACUGCUGGCUCUUCUGCAAGGCCCCGGAGCAGAAAUCCUGGACCUUUCAAAUGAGUAUCUGAAAAAGAACUUCAUCAGUCUUCAACAGAGGAUGGUUUCGCUGGGCUGUUGGAAAGCUGACAUCAAAAAACUGAUCAACACCUACCCAAUGGUUCUGUACAUUGGGACAAACACACUGAGCGCUAAAUUGGACUGUCUCCUGAAAGGAGGAAUAACCAUGAGGCAGAUACUGGAGAAGCCCAAGGUUUUGGAUUUCAGCACACAGAACAUUACAGAGCGACUAGUGGAGCUGCAGAGAGUGGGAUAUGACUUCCAGAAGAAUGGCAUCAACAUCCUGGACUCUAGCCGAAAGCGGUUUGACGCAAAGAUAAAAAAACUUGCUGCUGCAUCAGAUGAGUGAAUGCAGUUACUUGUAAUGUUAGACAAUGUUUUAGCCUGCUUUCCCAACAUUUCAAUAUAUUCAUUCAUAUAUCUUGUAGGGCUGCAGCUAUCUUCACUAUCCAUUAAUCUGCUGAUAAAUGUCCUUGAUUUAUUGUUUGGUUUGGCUUGGAAAUAAGGAUCGCAACUUCCUAAAACCCACGGUGACGUCUUUAUGUUUCUGCUUUUGUCCAAGCAAUUGUCCAAAGUCCGAAGAUAUUCAAUCGACCAUCACUCAAGCUAAAGAAAGCAGCACAAUUAAGAAGCUGGAUGUUUUGAAUGUAUGAGAUUUUUGAACAAAUAAUCAAGUAUCAAAACAGGUACCAUUUAAUUUUGUGUUGACUGGUCAAUCAAUUAAUUAACUGUGAACUGUUUCAGAUCUAAUAUUCAGUAGUUAUUUUAUUCUUUUAUUUUUAUAAGAAUGUUAAAAAAAAAAAAAAAAAAAGCAUUAACAGCUGCCAAAAAUUCAAUCCCCCUUUAAAUGCACAUGCAUUACUAGGAAUUUAUUUUCAUGCUCAAAUGUGUGUAAAUGACUCUACAAGUUGGAGAGCCAAAUUCAUGUGAAGAUGCAAUCUUGAAAUAAAAGUGAUGUCCACACAAGGGUAUAACAGCGGACCACACGUGUCAUCCAUAUGAACAUGU
Molecule: messenger RNA, 1990 nt
Organism: Lates calcarifer (barramundi perch)
Lineage: Eukaryota; Metazoa; Chordata; Actinopteri; Centropomidae
Product: transcription termination factor 1, mitochondrial
Biological process (GO): regulation of DNA-templated transcription; termination of mitochondrial transcription
Cellular component (GO): mitochondrial matrix
Molecular function (GO): double-stranded DNA binding
Source: RefSeq, a predicted model, not a curated record